Vitrella brassicaformis is the source of this 1469-nucleotide messenger RNA. Lineage: Eukaryota; Vitrellaceae. The record is from the annotation of a GenBank genome assembly.
CAGGCCAGCUCCUCUACCUAUUCAUGGAGUGUGUAGUCGUCCCGCACCCACCGCAGUACCUCCUCCCUCGUGCAGGCAAACACUAUGCCACUGCAGUCGACACAGCCAAUCACACCCAAACGAACAUACGAGACGUGUGAAGCGAUCACAUGUGAUCUUUGAGUUGCCCCUCUUCGCCCCUUGCCCUGCCUGUGGCAGCAUGGGCAGGCGAACACCGGCAGGUCCUUCUGCGGCUCCCCCUGCUCCCUCCGGGCGUUCUGUCUCUUCACCCCCGCGACACUCUGCUCGUGAGCCCUCUUCAUGUCGCCGAAGCACCGCACGCAGUAGGGGAUGUGUUUGCAUGGCAUGAGCUUGAUGGAUGCCGCGCCAUGCUCGCCAUAGCAGCCCACACACGUGCCUUUUACAGCGCUGUCAGUGGCGGGGAGAGGGGAAGAUAGAGGGGGCGAUGGGGUAGCGGGGGAGAAGAGCUGCGAUGUCGACGCUAUGCUGAAACGGACAACACGGGCGCGGCACACAGAGGGGCUCAUCGACAAUUCCAUGUGUAUGUGCGUGUGGCAUAUAUGAUGCGCACCCUUCAGCUGAUGGUGGUACGGGAGAGGGCGGUGCAGCGGCUGCACUGCUGGAUGGCUUGGUGAUACAACGCCGACUGGCACAACGCAACACAUCACGUCACAUCACAUCACAGACAGGAGGAGAGAAGAGACACCACCGCUUUCUCUGACCUCUUGUUAGAGGUGGCAUCCGAUGAUUGACUCCUUCGUUGACUCCCCGAUGCACCCUUCGUGCUGGACGGCUUCUCAUCCACCGAUGCGUUAAGCAACCCAGUCCUGCAACAAACAGACAGAAUCAUGGACACUCACCCACCCACCCAUCCCAUUAGCAGCAGACCCUUCCCACCUUGGAACACCGAUAGGCUCGACGAGGGGCGGCAGGCCGCCGCCUUUCACAUGGCCAGGUGUCCGAUGAGCGGGGGCUAACACACAAGAGUCAUAGCUAGACGACACAGGAGAGGCUGCCGACAGCGUCACAAGUGGAGGUCCCCAGGGGUGGCCCUGAGCUUGGGGGUUCCUCUGAGCUGUCGGGGGAUGGGAACAGGCGCUCGUCUGCUUGUCCUUCCUGCCUUUGGCAGCCCUCCCCUGCUGCAGAGCGACAGAGCGACGCCCGAAUGUGGAUGUGAUGAGCAUCUGAUCGAUAUCCUCGUGCUCGUGCUCGCUCUCUGGCUCAUCGGCCACCCCUUGUCCGCUGCUGGUCUUGGUUGCAGUCGACACGGAUGAGGCUUUCCCCACUCUUUGAUGCUGUUUCGGCUUGCUCUUUGGCCUCAUCGCUGACUUGGCUUCCUCCUCCUCCCGUAUCAAGAUUUCUGCCCGCCUUCUCGCCACCAAGCCCUCUGCCGCCCUCAUUACCUUCGUCAUCACCUUCGUAGCCGCAAUGCAGAGUCCCACGAGCAAGAGCCAGCAGUAUUCAUCCAG